AAGUAAAACCGGAAGCAAGCUGUUGUACAACCAGUAAAUCUAGUACCGUUAUUGCUAGGCUAACUAACAGAACCCCACGGCCAGGACUUUGUAUAGAACUGUCAAAAAUAAAUUAUCAGGGUCUUGGAACCUGUAAAUCCUGAAUCAAUAAACAACGUUUUCUGAAAACGUUAGACGCUCAAGACGCUAACGCUAGCUAGCCUAGCUAGCUGUCUAUUGUAGCUAACAGAAUGGAUCUGCCUGAGCCUUCGGUGGAUGCUGCUGCUGCUACGUCGGAACCCAAAGAUGUGACCAAGACCAUGGAGUUGUCCGCCGCUGUGAGAGCAAAAAUUGAACGGAACCGUCAACGGGCACUGAUGCUCAGACAAGCCCGAUUGGCAAGUCGAGGCUCCGCUGUCGUUAAAGGGGCAACUUCGGCGAAAGUGGCAAAAACUAUUGAUACUGGUGCGGGGUUUUUCAUUGACGAAGAAGACGACGGUGAACAAGAGCAGAGAGUUAUUAAAGUAGUUCACCAACCAGCUCCUGUGAUAGAGGCAGACUACCUGGUGUGUGACAACUGUGACAAACCCUUCAUGGACUCCUACCUUAGCAACAGCUUUGACCUGUCUGUCUGUGACAAGUGCCGAGACAACGAGGUGAAGCACAAGUUGGUGUCCCGUACGGAGGCCAAGCAGCAGUACCUGCUGAAGGACUGUGACCUGGACCAGAGGGAGCCCCCCCUCAGGUUUGUGCUGAGGAAGAACCCCCACAACCCCCACUGGGGAGACAUGAAGCUCUACCUCCAGCUGCAGGUAGAGAAGAGGUGUAUGGAGGUGUGGGGUUCGGAGGAGGCCCUGGAUGAAGCUAAAGAGUCACGCGAGGAGAACAGAGAGGUCCAGAAACAGAAACGCUUCAACAAGAAAGUCAAAGAGCUACGCAGGGCAGUGCGCAGCAGUAUGUGGACUAAGGACACCAGCGUCCACAAGCAUGAGUACGGGCCUGAGGAAGUGCUGGACGAGGAAGAGGAUCUCUACAAGAAGACCUGCACCUCCUGUGGACAUGAGCUCACCUACGAGAAGAUGUAGAGGACGCGCACACGCUCACUGACGCACGGACACACAGACGGAUACAGGAGUGAAAGAUGGACAGACAGACAUUAUGAUACAUACACAUGCAGUACCACACCACCUUGUCUUGAAAUGUAAAAAUGACUGUAAAUGAACUUAUAUUAUU
This is a messenger RNA of Osmerus eperlanus (European smelt), 1212 nucleotides long. RefSeq names its product xeroderma pigmentosum, complementation group A (gene xpa). Lineage: Eukaryota; Metazoa; Chordata; Actinopteri; Osmeriformes; Osmeridae. The record is from RefSeq and is a predicted model, not a curated record. Gene Ontology annotation, cellular component: nucleotide-excision repair factor 1 complex. Gene Ontology annotation, molecular function: damaged DNA binding. The transcript has 5 exons. Gene Ontology annotation, biological process: UV-damage excision repair; nucleotide-excision repair, DNA damage recognition; base-excision repair. The coding region runs from base 231 to 1064 and encodes 277 amino acids.